CGCUGCCGCCGAGUCUGGGCUUUGCAGUAACGCGCCCCGACGCCCGCCCAACGUGUACUCCCGGUUCCUUUUGGUUCGAAGUCCAAGAUGGCCAGCCUCAAGGAUCAGCUGAUCGUGAAUCUCCUUAAGGAAGAGCAGGUCCCCCAGAAUAAGAUUACAGUUGUGGGGGUUGGUGCUGUGGGCAUGGCCUGCGCCAUCAGUAUCUUAAUGAAGGACUUGGCAGAUGAACUUGCUCUUGUUGAUGUCAUAGAAGACAAAUUGAAGGGAGAGAUGAUGGAUCUCCAACACGGCAGCCUUUUCCUUAGAACACCAAAGAUUGUCUCUAGCAAAGACUAUAAUGUAACUGCAAACUCUAAGCUGGUUAUUAUCACAGCUGGGGCACGUCAGCAAGAGGGAGAAAGCCGUCUUAAUUUGGUCCAGCGUAAUGUGAACAUCUUUAAGUUCAUCAUUCCUAAUGUUGUAAAGUACAGCCCAAACUGCAAGUUGCUUGUUGUUUCCAAUCCAGUGGAUAUCUUGACCUAUGUGGCUUGGAAGAUAAGUGGCUUUCCCAAAAACCGUGUGAUUGGCAGUGGCUGCAAUCUGGAUUCAGCCCGGUUCCGUUACCUGAUGGGGGAAAGGCUGGGGGUUCACCCCCUGAGCUGCCAUGGAUGGGUCCUCGGGGAGCAUGGAGACUCCAGUGUGCCUGUGUGGAGUGGAGUAAAUGUUGCUGGCGUCUCCCUGAAGAAUCUGCACCCCGAGUUAGGAACUGAUGGGGAUAAGGAGCAUUGGAAAGAGGUUCACAAACAGGUGGUUGACAGUGCUUAUGAAGUGAUCAAACUCAAAGGCUACACAUCCUGGGCCAUCGGACUGUCUGUGGGAGAUUUGGCAGAAAGUAUAAUGAAGAAUCUCAGGAGAGUGCAUCCAAUUUCUACCAUGAUUAAGGGUCUCUAUGGAAUAAAGGAUGACGUCUUCCUUAGUGUUCCUUGUGUCUUGGGACAAAAUGGGAUCUCAGAUGUUGUCAAGGUGACCCUGACUCCUGAGGAAGAGGCCUGUCUGAAGAAGAGUGCAGAUACCCUGUGGGCAAUCCAGAAAGAGCUGCAGUUUUAAAGUCUUCCAGUGUCACAUCACUUUGCUGUCGGGCUGCAAGAGGAUUUAGUUGGAGGUUGUGCAUGUUGUCCUUUUUACCUGCUCUAGUUUAAGCAGUAGUAUUAAGAUGGCCUGGAAAAAACAUCGGUUUCCCAAGUUAGAAAUAGAAGUGGUGGGCCAGGGAUUUAGCUCAGUGGUUUCGCUGCUUGCUGCGCAAGCGCAAGGAUCCGAGUUUGAUCCCUGGUACCAAAAAAAAGAAUAGAAAUGGUUCACAGAACCCCACAGUUCUGUCCUGAUGCCGGAUGGCACUUGUGUAGUCUUAACCUGGUUAGUAUAAAGCAGCCCCACCAUCUCAGACACCACGGCCAACAUGGCACAGGCUCCAGCUGCCCUUCGAGCCAGAUGUAUGUUGCUCUGUUAUGUAACUUCACCAACCAGCCUAGUCUCUUUCCCCAGUUGGUCACUGCCUGGCAUUCAGUGUGUAAAUCCAAUGCUGCAUGUCUUAUGCAUAACUGUUAAAGGAUUUUAUUUUGUGUAUUAUAUAUAUAUCAGUAGUGUACAGUGCCAUAUAAUGUAAAAAGGAAACAUCUACCUGUGAACGAUGUAACCAAGUGUCAAACCAACUACAUCACCAAAUAAACCUUGAACAGUGA
Molecule: messenger RNA, 1718 nt
Organism: Heterocephalus glaber (naked mole-rat)
Lineage: Eukaryota; Metazoa; Chordata; Mammalia; Rodentia; Bathyergidae
Gene: Ldha
Product: lactate dehydrogenase A
Biological process (GO): lactate metabolic process; pyruvate metabolic process
Cellular component (GO): cytoplasm
Molecular function (GO): L-lactate dehydrogenase (NAD+) activity
Source: RefSeq, marked provisional